AUGAGUGCGGAUCGGGAGCAGGCUCUCAUGACUCACCUGACGUCCCCCCCCGGAGAAAGGCCAUUCGCGUUUCCGGCUUGCGACGAAAGCUUUAGCGAUGAGAGAAAUCUCAUAAUCCACAGCCAGGCGGAGGAGCGGGAGUACAAAUGCAUUCUGUGCGGGAAAUGCUUCAACCAGCAGCCCAGCCUGACCCGGCACCAGAAGAACCACGCGGGGGAGCGGGCCUACAUCUGCCCCGAGUGCGGUAAGAGCUUCAGCCUCAAGCACAACCUGAUCAUCCACCAGCGCACGCACACGGGCGAGCGGCCCUACAAGUGCAGCGUCUGCGAGAAGAGCUUCAGCCUCAAGCAGAACCUGGUCACCCACCAGCGCAUCCACACCGGGGAGCGGCCCUUCGCCUGCCCCGAGUGCGGGAAGAGCUUCCGGGAGCAGCGGUUCCUCCUCAACCACCAGAGGACCCACACGGAGGAGCGGCCCUACGAAUGCAGCGACUGUGGCAAGUCCUUCAAGGAGAAGCAGACGCUGGCCAGCCACCAGCGGACCCAUAGCGGGGACAGGCCCUACCAGUGCACCGAGUGCGGGAAGAGCUUCAGUCAGCGCACGUUCCUGGUGACGCACGAGAAGACCCACCAAGGGGGGAGCCCGUUCCCCUGUGGCGAGUGCGGGAAGAGCUUCAGUUGCAAGAGCGGCCUCGUCACCCACCAGCGCAUCCACACUGGGGAGCGACCCUUCGCCUGCCCCGAGUGCGGGAAGCGCUUCAGCCAGAAAGGCUCUCUGAAAAUCCACCAGAGAAUCCACACCGGGGAUACCCCCUUCACGUGCCCCGAGUGUGGGAAAACCUUCACGCAGAAGAUAAACCUGACUACGCACCAGAGAACCCACCUGGGAGACAAAGCCCUCACAUGA
Messenger RNA from Emys orbicularis (European pond turtle), 906 nucleotides. RefSeq names its product gastrula zinc finger protein XlCGF7.1-like. Gene Ontology annotation, molecular function: DNA-binding transcription repressor activity, RNA polymerase II-specific. Lineage: Eukaryota; Metazoa; Chordata; Testudines; Emydidae. Bases 1 to 906 code for a protein of 301 amino acids. The record is from RefSeq and is a predicted model, not a curated record. Gene Ontology annotation, biological process: negative regulation of transcription by RNA polymerase II. The transcript has a single exon.